Molecule: messenger RNA, 1038 nt
Organism: Pteronotus mesoamericanus
Lineage: Eukaryota; Metazoa; Chordata; Mammalia; Chiroptera; Mormoopidae
Gene: XRCC3
Product: X-ray repair cross complementing 3
Exons: 7
Coding region: 1-1038 (345 amino acids)
Biological process (GO): telomere maintenance via recombination; t-circle formation; resolution of mitotic recombination intermediates
Cellular component (GO): replication fork; Rad51C-XRCC3 complex
Molecular function (GO): ATP-dependent DNA damage sensor activity; ATP binding; four-way junction DNA binding
Source: RefSeq, a predicted model, not a curated record
AUGGACUUGGAUCACCUGGACCUGAACCCCAGAGUCAUCGCCGCAGUUAAGAAAGCCAAACUGAGUUCCCCGAAGGAGGUGCUGCACUUUUCUGGACCCGACUUGCAGAGACUGACUGGCCUCUCGGGCCCUGAUUUGCAGCACCUGCUGCGGACGGUCUCCUUGCACCUGCGGGGAAGCAGCGCCGUCACAGCACUCGACCUGCACCUGCAGCGGGACCGCUUCCCCGAGCAGCACCAGCGCCUGAGCCUGGGCUGCCCGGUGCUGGACAGGCUCCUGGGCGGCGGGCUGCCUCUGGAUGGCAUCACCGAGCUGGCCGGCCGCAGCUCGGCCGGGAAGACCCAGCUGGCGCUGCAGCUCUGCCUCGCUGUGCAGUUUCCGCGGCGGUUCGGGGGCCUGGAGGCCGGGGCUGUGUACGUCUGCACGGAGGGCGCCUUCCCCCACAAGCGCCUGCAGCAGCUCGUCGCCCAGCAGCCGCGCCUGCGGACGGACGCUCCGGGCGAUGCCGUCGAGAAGCUGCGAUUUGGUGACCACAUCUUCAUCGAGCACGUGGCCAACGUGGACGCGCUGCUGGAGUGUGUGAGCAGGAGGGUGCCUGUGCUGCUGUCGCGGGGGUCGGCCCGCCUGGUGGUCAUCGACUCCGUGGCGGCCCCGUUCCGCUGCGAGUUCGACGGGCUGGCCUCGGCGCGCAGGGCCCGGGCUCUGCAGGCGUUGGGGGCCACGCUGCGCCGGCUCAGCCAGGCCUUCCGGAGCCCGGUGCUCUGCAUCAACCAGGUGACGGAGGCCACGGAGGAGGACAGAGCGGCAGGACCGCCAGGGGCCCCGGGGGGGCGCCUCGCUCCGGCCCUGGGCAUUGCCUGGUCCAACCAGCUGCUCCUGAGACUGAUGGCCGACCGGCGCCGCCCCGAGGAAGCCGGGCUGGGCCGACCGGCCCGCACCCUGAGCGUCGUCUCCGCCCCCCACCUGCCCGCCUCGUCCUGUUCCUACACAGUCGGUGCCGAGGGCGUGCGAGGGACACCCGGAACCCAGACCUGCUGA